Dacryopinax primogenitus is the source of this 603-nucleotide messenger RNA. RefSeq lists its product as uncharacterized. The transcript has a single exon. The record is from RefSeq and is a predicted model, not a curated record. Bases 1 to 603 code for a protein of 200 amino acids. NCBI's taxonomy places the organism in Eukaryota, Fungi, Basidiomycota, Dacrymycetes, Dacrymycetales, Dacrymycetaceae.
AUGCCUAUGGGCAGGGAGUCUCCCUCAGCCCUGCACUUUUCUUCUACACCUCUUGGCAUCACCCAUUAUUUUGUGGCCCUGGAAAAACUAUUUGGCUUGUGUGAACCUGGUGUCACUGGUGGAGGAGACAAGAUCAACUGGGCCUGCUUUUACACCAAUGACAACACCUACAAAUUAUGGGCACAGAUCCAUGAUGGCAUGGACAAUGCAAACAAGGACUCAUAUGAUGAUUUCAAGAUGGAAAUACUGAAGUACCAUCCUGGUGCAGCAGAUAACAAACAUGGGUAUGCAACUUGGGACCUUGACAACCUUGUUCACAAGUGGCAAUGCCACAUUAAGACCAAGGGUGAAUUUGCUGAAUUCUGCUGGGACUUCUACUCCAUUUCCACCUGGCUCAUCAAGCACAACCAGAUUUCUGUCCUCAACCAGCAAAAGGCCCUCCUCUGCAUACUCAAAUUCCUGCCCACUGAAAGCCACCUUUGGGACAAGAGGGUGAACUGGCUUGAACAGAAAUACAACAGAGCUGUGGACAAACCUUGGACAAUGGCUGAAUUAAAGGAGACAGCAGAAUGGGCACUGGGCAAUACUAUGACAAAGGUUUGA